Molecule: messenger RNA, 1065 nt
Organism: Fusarium tjaetaba
Lineage: Eukaryota; Fungi; Ascomycota; Sordariomycetes; Hypocreales; Nectriaceae
Product: thymidylate kinase
Exons: 2
Coding region: 1-1065 (354 amino acids)
Source: RefSeq, a predicted model, not a curated record
AUGGCUACUGUCACUCGUCAACCAUUUGCUCCCCUUGAUGGGACUCGUCUCCAGACCUUGACCAGUCUCAAGAACAGGCAAAACGCUUUGCCAACGGGCGGGAAACGAAAGGCUGAACUUAUUGAUACUGAUGAUUCUGAAAAUGUCGAUCCUACUUCUUUUGCCAAGCGAUCAAAGGGUUCCAAGGACAAGGGCAUCCUAAAGGACAGCAUCCUCAAGCCUACACCUGUAUCUGCAUUUCCCAUUCCUAAUCGCCUCACGAGCCCUACCAAGACCCGACGCACUCUUCAACCUAAGUCACCCGCCAAACUCAGCUCUGGCAUCUCAAAGUCUUCUCCCAUUUAUGCUCCAGCUGGUCGAUCUCCCACCCGAAGCAAGCGAUCUGGGAUCGCAUCUAGCCGACGACGCACUGCUGGUCCCUACACCCGCGUUGAUCCUCCUUCAUUCAGUCUUGGAUCCGCUGCUCCCUUUUCUCUCGAUGCUGCUCUCAAGGGUACUAUUCCUGGCUAUGGCGCCAAGAAGGAACCCAUCACUGCUCUGCAUGAACCAGACAUGAAGGCCAGCUGGUUCUUUGAGAUUCACGAGGACACACCCGAACAAGAGAUGACCAACCUUCUUCAACACAGCACAUGUGUACUUGACAUUUCAUCCGACGAGGAGAGUCAAAGAAAGCUCAACAGAGACCGUGCUGAAGGUCGCGAUAAGGAAAAUGUUCCUCCUCCUGAUGACAUUUCUCAAACCCGUCGCGCACCAAAAGCCGAUGACAUGAUUGUUGAGAAAGAGCGUGUCGCAUUGGGAGAAAUGAACACUGCCGACUUUUACGCUGAAGGAUGUGAUGAGACAUCAGUCAUUUUUGUACCUGAAGAUGAGCCAGAGGUGAAUGCGCCUGCACCUGCGCCUGCGACAGCCGAAAAGCCUAUCGAACCUUCAACAGAAGACAUCGACAGCUUAAUGGCCAAGCCCACAGAAGGUUCAAGCAAGGCUGCAGUUUUGGAACCAAUCGAAGGAACAGGAGAAAAUUUUGAGUUAUGGGAAAGCGGUAGCGCACAUGACGAAACUGUAUAG